Molecule: messenger RNA, 237 nt
Organism: Leptosia nina
Lineage: Eukaryota; Metazoa; Arthropoda; Insecta; Lepidoptera; Pieridae
Source: the annotation of a GenBank genome assembly
AUGUCGACCAUACGGCAGAUUGCAGUAUUCCUUUGCUGUAUAUUCGUUCUUGCAUCGGCAGCACCGAGGCCGGACAGCGCUGGUGAUUUUCCACUACCAGCUCCUGGUCUAGCUUAUGGUGGUAUCCCGUAUGGCAGUAUGAGUGGAAAUGUUGCUGAGUUUUUCAAACACAGAAACCCAAUUUAUAGCAAGCUGAGCAUAGGACAUGCCUAUGCGCCCAUUGAGCAGUACUUAUAA